AUGUGUCUGUGGCUUUUAACUGCUUGUUUGGGCUUAUUGCCAACAAACAACGUACCACCUGCUACAAUUGUAGUAGUGCAAGGCGUACCAGCACCAAUUCUUCAACCUACAACAGCGGCAACUACCGCGGCCGCAACGACUGCAGCUCCGACUACAGUAGCUCCAACGACGAUGGCUCCAACAAUGCCACCCACUAUGCCACCAACGACAACAACUACAGCGGCACCAACAACUACAACGGCUCGACCUACUAUGAGUGGCCCGAUCCAGAUUGACCCACGACUUGGCACUACCCCCGCGCCAUCAGCAGCGUUGCAGAGUCCACAAAUUACCGGCUACAGUGGACAAAUUCCAUCCUUUGAUUCAGCUGUCAAAUUUCCCAGAGAACGUAGAAGUUUAAAUUUUAAACGCGAAGAAAAUAAUACAUUCUUUUUCAAUAAUAAUAAACAUAGAAUACGCAAAAGGCAAAGCUGUCAAUGUGUAGCUAGCGGCACAUGUGUUUCGACUUCAUAUGGAGCGGGUAUGAUCGAUUUCAGAGUUGUUACCCCUACCGUUGCCCAAUGUCCCGCUGGACAGGAAUAUUGCUGUGGAAGCACUACAACAACAGCUUUGAUUGCAUGUGGCACUAUUCAAUCAGUGCCAGUCCCAGCUAUUAUGCCUGCUGCAGGACAAGCCAGUUUUGGAGAAUAUCCGUGGCAGAGUUUAAUUAUGACGAAGCAAAAUGAUUAUAUCGCUGGCGGUGUGCUUAUAGAUCAACUUAACGUCUUAACCGUUACACAUAGGUUGACACCCUUUAUUGUUUCGGGAACAGCACCUAACGUGAAAGUAAGAUUAGGUGAAUGGGACGCAGCUGGGACCUACGAACCUGUGCCUUAUCAAGAAUACAACGUGGCGAAAGUGUUUACCCACCCUUCUUUCAACGCUAAUACUUUACAAUACGAUAUCACCGUUUUACGACUCUCAAAUUCAGUACCCUUGACACCUCAAGGUGGUUCUGUAACUACUAUCAACAGAGCAUGCCUGCCUCCCAUGUCAACGUCAACUUACACUGGUCAAAGGUGCUGGGUAUCGGGUUGGGGCAAGGAUAUGUUUGGCGUUCAGGGUCAAUAUCAACAGAUUUUGAAGAAAGUGGAUGUCCCGAUUGUAGCUUCCGGAACCUGUCAGGCACAGAUGCAGACUGCUCGCCUGGGGUCCACUUUCGUACUUGAUACUACUUCAUUCAUAUGUGCUGGAGGGGAGGCGAGUAAAGAUUCUUGUACGGGUGACGGUGGGUCCGGUUUGGUGUGUCAAGUAAACGGGCAAUGGGUGGUAGUGGGGCUCGUGUCUUGGGGCCUCGGUUGUGCCAACACCAACGUUCCAGCAGCUUACGUGAAUAUUGCUGCCUUACUACCCUGGAUACAACAACAAGUUGCCACUGCCUAG
Messenger RNA from Vanessa atalanta (red admiral), 1422 nucleotides. RefSeq names its product phenoloxidase-activating factor 2. Gene Ontology annotation, biological process: proteolysis. The transcript has 7 exons. Lineage: Eukaryota; Metazoa; Arthropoda; Insecta; Lepidoptera; Nymphalidae. The coding region runs from base 1 to 1422 and encodes 473 amino acids. Gene Ontology annotation, molecular function: serine-type endopeptidase activity. The record is from RefSeq and is a predicted model, not a curated record.